This is a messenger RNA of Stylonychia lemnae, 2064 nucleotides long. The record is from the annotation of a GenBank genome assembly. NCBI's taxonomy places the organism in Eukaryota, Ciliophora, Spirotrichea, Sporadotrichida, Oxytrichidae.
AUGUUCGGAGCUUUUUCAUUGAAAGAUGACAAAAAAGUAAUAGAAUAUAGCCUAAAGAACAGUGGAGGAUGGACAUAUGAAGGCUGUAUUCUACCUGGCAAAUAGUUAGCAUUUAUUGGGUCUUUAACUUAUGAUAAUGAAAUGAUAAUAACCCAGUUAGACACAUAAAAUUUAGAUGUUUAAUAUGUAUACUAGAAGUUUAACGAUAUUUCAGGAUAUUUUAAUAGAGAAACAAACUACAUAUCUAUGACAUGUGGAUUUGAUAGAGUUAUUGGGGUGAUUGGACCUCCUCAUUCAAAUGACACUACAUCCAUAGGCAUAUUUGAACUAUCAUAUUCAACAGCUACUAAAACGAUAAAUGUUCAUGUAUUCUAAGGAAGAAUGUAUGAUAUACUUUAUAUUUAACAUAUGGUACUAUUCAAUAAAACUCACGGGGCAUUUAUCUAUGGAGAAAAAAACUAUAAAUUCUGGUUGGGAGGAAGAAUACUUAAUGAUGAUACUAUUGAUGCUUGGUAUAUUGUAAUUCUAGAUAUUACUAAUCCAUAAAGAUUUGAAAUCAAGCUCAACUACAUUUAUAUCAAUCCUUAUAACAAGGUGGCUAUUGAAAAGUUUAAGAUGUAUAAUUCAUAGCUAAUUUUAGGGGGCUAUCUUCAUAACAUUUUAGGUUCAACAACUAAUAAUGCAUUUGUUUCGGAAUUUUUUGAAUCAAAAUAAUCUUGUAAGUACUUGAAUUUCCAUCAGUAUGAAAACGGUGGGACUAUUAAAUAGUAUGAAUUUAAGGAUUUAAUACAACUUUACUAAGGUACAGGCUUAGACUUUAAUGUUUAAGUUUAAAAAAAGAAUGCUAAGAAUAGUCAGGAGUUUUUUACCAUGUACAACGUGCUUGUAAUGAUCAUCCAAAAUUAAGUGCAUCAGUAAAUGCAAGCAACUACUUCAUUUGCUUUACAGAGUUAUUAUGCAAUAUAACUCUUGGCCCCUACUACUUUCCAAAUACUGAUUGCUCGUUCAAUGGUUCAACUAGUGUUUAAAUAUGGUCAAAUAUUUACGAGCAUUCAUCAUGGGCUUGGUAACUAAUAAUAUUCAAGAUAUUUUCUAACUGGAACUCAUUACUUUAAUGUGCCACUAUUCAAAGAUAAGCUGAAUUAUAAUUGCCAAAAGAGUUAUUUUAUUAUGUCUGUCAUUAAUGAAUAUGGAUAUGUCCUUGAUAAAAGUGAGUACAAUGAUUGGAUUGGAGGUAAUGUAUCAUAUGACUCUUUAAAUGUAACCACUAAGUUUCAAAUUUAGUUGAAAACUAAUUCUAUCCCAGGAUCAAUGCUAGGAAUAUAUACGAUUUCUGUAUUAGGGUAUAACUAUACAAGUGCUGUUGCUAAUUAUACAAUUAAGAUAGUAGAAAAAGGUAGAGCAAAUUCUGCACCAUACUUUGCUAUGCCACUUUAGAAUAUUGAAAUGUACCCUUUAGAAAAUAAAUAAUACACUUUACCUGAUAUAAUUGAUAAUCAAUAAGAUGAAUAUGAUUCUGAAUACAUCAAAGGAGAAGAAUUUUAGUUUGUUAAGUAGGAAGGGAGAACUUUCUUUUUUUAUCCACUUGUUGAUCAUGUUAAAAGUUACACAAUAUAAAUAAAACUAACUGACAAGAAUUAUAACCAGAAAUAAAAAACAUUCCAAUUUAGAGUAACAAUCCGUCCUCCUAAAGGAUCGACUCUAUCAGUUAUAAAACAAUGGUAGUCAAAUUCUAGUGAAUUGCUUACUGCUAAAAUAAUCAAGAUCAAUCAAACAGGUGCAAUGAAGAUCUAAUUUUCAAAAAAGAUUUUCAAUAAUGUUAAUAUUUCUUACUUAAGCUCAGAUUUCAAUAGGACUAAUUAAUCAGCCUUGGACUACUACUAUGACAUUAUCAAAAUUAAAGUUAAGUUUUCAUAAUCUUAAGAUGAAGAGCCUGUCAGAUUUUAUAUAACAUCAUUAAAUGGUGAUAUCAUGACUGUUCAAUUGAUAUUUAAAGAUAUUAAAGAAAUAUCUAAAACUUCAGUAAAUUUAGAUGGCUAUAAUUAUUUCAUAGAACAAAGAUGA